AGAUCAUUCGUCUGCGAGAAUGGCGUCCGAAGAUCAUGAUUUUCCAUCAGAAGGGUUGUUACCUAAGAAAGAGACUGGUGCUUAUUCAUUUCUCACGAAGUAUCCAGAUUAUGAUGGUAGAGGGGUUCUCAUUGCUAUUUUAGACACAGGUGUAGAUCCCGGAGCACCGGGAUUACAGGUGACAACAGAUGGAAGCCCAAAGAUUGUUGACAUCAUUGACACAACUGGAUCUGGUGAUGUUGACACCUCAAAAGUCGAAGAAGUUAAAGACGGAGAAAUUAGCGGUGUUACUGGUCGUAAACUCAAGAUUCCUGACACCUGGACGAAUCCCAGUGGCUUGUAUCAUGUGGGGGCGAAGCCAGCGUACGACUUGUUUCCAAAGAAGCUCCAGGAUAGGAUGAACAAAGAAAGGAAGGAGAAAAGCUGGGAUCCAGCCCACAGAGAUGCUGUUGCAGUGGCCACCAGAAAAUUGGAACAGUUUGAGACAACUACUAAUGGCCAGGAUGAGAAGCUGGAGAAAGAGAAUCUUCAGAACUGUGUGGACAUCCUGAGCAGUAUAGAGAAGAAGUACAGUGAUUGUGGACCUGUGUAUGAUUGUGUUGUUUUCCACGAUGGAUCCACUUGGAGAGCGUGUGUGGACACCACAGAGAGGGGGGACCUGUGUGAGUGUAAAGUGCUGGCAAGCUUCCAUGAAGAACGAGAGUUUGGCACUUUCAGUCGCAUGGACAUGAUGAACUAUACAGUUAAUAUAUACAAUGAUGGGAAUACUCUGGAGAUAGUCACCAAUGCAGGAGCCCAUGCUUCCCAUGUAGCGGGAAUUACAGCUGGAUAUUUCCCGGACCAACCAGAGAGAAAUGGAGUAUCACCAGGGGCUCAGAUUAUCUCCAUUAAAAUAGGAGACACACGACUGGGCUCAAUGGAGACAGGGACCUCACUAGUCAGGGCUAUGAUUAAGGUGAUAGAACACAAAUGUGAUCUAGUCAAUUACAGUUACGGAGAGUCAACAAGCUGGCCAGAUUCGGGGCGUGUGGUAGAUGUGCUGUCAGAAGCUGUCAAUAAGCACGGGGUGAUCUUUGUCAGCAGUGCAGGAAACAAUGGCCCCGCUCUCUCUACUACCGGAUGUCCCGGCGGAACUACUAGUGCACUGAUAGGAGUAGGAGCCAUGGUAUCCCCAGCUAUGAUGGCUGCCCAGUACUCUCUAAUGAAGAAACUUCCCAGUAACCAGUACACCUGGUCUUCCAGGGGACCCACAUUUGACGGAGAUCUUGGAGUGACCAUUAGUGCUCCUGGUGGAGCCAUUGCUUCGGUCCCUAACUGGACCCUGAGAGGCAAUCAGCUGAUGAAUGGAACCAGUAUGAGUUCUCCGAAUGCUUGUGGCUGUAUAGCACUUGUCCUCUCUGGACUGAAAGCUAAUGAUGUGGAAUACACACCUUUCAGUGUUAAGAGAGCUCUGAUUAAUACAGCGGCCCCUGUACCUAAUAUAGAAGUGUUAGCACUAGGACAUGGUCUUGUACAGGUGGAAAAGGCCUACGAUUUCCUCACUAACUUUGCCAAAGAACAAGAGGUAAAAGUGGAAUUCAAAGUUACCUGUGCGGACGGAAAGCGAGGAAUCUACCUUAGAGAACCCCAUCACUUCCGUAAACCUUAUGAAACGAAAUUAGCAAUUGCACCAAAUUUCUUUGAAGAGCAUGUUGAACCGGAAGAGAAGAUAAAUUUUUGCAUUCAGUUUAGUUUGACCUGUGAUGUGCCUUGGGUGCAGCACCCCUCCCAUUUGGAACUGAUGAAUGUCGAGAGACUGUUCAGUGUCAUGGUGGAUCAUCAGGGGCUCAGUGAAGGUGUUUAUUUCACAGAGCUAAAAGGAUUUGAUGUGAAGUGUGUGGAGAAAGGCCCAGUUUUCCGAUUUCCCAUAACUGUGGUAGUGCCAAGCAGGGUAGAUGAUGAGAUUAGAUGGGAAAAGUGGUUUACUGAAGUAUCCUUCAAGCCAGGGCAAAUCCAUCGGCAUUUCAUUAAGGUUCCUACAGGUGCAUCUAAUGCAUUAUUGAAGGUUGAGUCGACUGACAAAGAGAAAAACUGCCGAAUGUUGCUACAUGCUGUACAAAACCUGCCUCAACACCAGUACACCAAACUAGAAUUUGAGAAGUUCAUAACUCUGUCAGACAGCGGGGAGUCCAAACACGCAUUUAGAGUGGAGGAAAAUGGAACUUUAGAACUGUGUAUCGCCAAAUGGUGGGCCAAUUUAGGAGAUGUUAUCUUGAAUUAUAGUAUCACAUUCCACGGAGUCUCACUGGAUACAAAGAAACCUGUAAUGCAUGCGUCAGAUGGAGUUGUAAGGUAUAAUAUACGGGCCAAUCUGAGGAGGGAGGAGAUCAGUCCAAACAUAUCACUCAAGACACUGGUGCAACCCCUGAGACCAUCUGAAUACAAGAUUAAGCUACUACCAGGAACAAGAGACACACUGCCGGAGGAGAGACACAUCUACGCACUGGAGAUCACCUACAACUUCCACUUGGACAAAGGAGGGGAAGUAACUCCCAAUUGCUCUCUGUUGAGUCCUCUGCUGUAUGAGUCGGAGUAUGAGAGUCAGCUGUGGAUGCUGUUUGAUUCCAACAAGCAGCAAGUAGGAUGUGGAGAUGCCUUCCACGGCAGGUACACAGUGAAGUUAGAAAAGGGAGACUUUACAUUGUUGCUUCAAGUUCGCCAUGAGAAGAAAGACAAACUGGAACAACUGAAGGAUCUGAUUGUACAGAUAAAGUACAAACUCCCAUCUCCCAUCUCGCUGAAUGCUUACAGCAGCUGGCAGAAGACCUUCGAGGGCAAGAAGUGCAAUAGCUUGAUACUAGGGAAAGGUGUUCUUCAGCCAUUGUUUGUGGCUCCUCUGGCUUCUGACAAAAUUCCUAAAAAUGCCAAGCCAGGACAGAUUUUAUUAGGCACCAUGUCAUUACUGAAAAAUGAACCUCUGACAGAAGUGAGUUCUGUGCCUUUCAAAUAUGUGAUAACUGAAUUAGCCAAGAAGGACAAUCCUAAGAAAGACAAGAAAGGAGGGAAAGACAAAGGAGAGAAAGAAAGUGAGAAAAAAGAAAAAACAAAAGAUGAAGAAUUCACAGAAGCACUCAGGGACUUACAAAUCUCAUGGAUCUCAAAACUAGAACCUGACCAUUCCUUGUUUGAUGAGUUAAGGAAGCAACAUCCUGACCAUUUACCUGUCUUCACUGCCAGGCUACAAGCUCUAGACAACCACAAGGAUAGGAAAAAGUAUCUUGGUGAAAUUAUAGAUCUAAGUAAAUUCAUCAUCUCUAAAAUUGAUCAAAAAGAAUUGUUGAGUUUCUAUGGAAUGAAAUCAGACCCAAGACCAGAGGCAGCAACAAUCAAAAGUGAGAAAGACAAGGAGAAGGAGAUGCUGAUAGACAGCUACUUCAGACUGGGCAAGGCUCAGGUCACUGUCCUGGAGGUCAAAGCUAAGGAAGAGUUAGACAGUGAAGGUCUGCCCAGCGUGACAACAGAGGAUGUGAAGGAGACCUCUCAGAACCUACAGCAGUGGAUUGACCUCAAUGACACCAAGGUUUCGUAUUUUACAAUGAUGUAUGCUCAGUACAUGAAGCAGUAUGGCAGGGCGCUGAAAAUCCUUCAGAAGAGCUACGAAGACAAACCUACUCAGGAGAUCGAAGUCAAUAUGAUUAAAAUAUUCAAGGAGUUAGGAUGGGACCACUGUGUUAUUCACCAAGAGAACUGGCUCCACGUACGGUACCCCAAGAGUUACAGGCCUUUCUGAUGUCACAGCACCACUAAUCUCUUGUGUUUAAUAUUACAUUUAGUAUUUUCUGUAGUGUUUACAUGUGACUUUUCCACAUUGAUGACAAAUGAACUACAUUUACAAUAUACAUGUUAUUAUUUACUAAAAUUUGUGUUGUCGAAUUUCUCAUGGAAAUGAUUUUAAGUGGCUCAAAUUUGUGCCCCCUGUGUUUGGAUAUCGUGUCUUGUGGUGUGUGUUGAAUCUCUGUAAACCAGAAGGUAUGGUUAAUGGUAAAUACUUAUUGACCGUAUGAUGGGGGGCUUUGGUGGCGUGCUAAAUUUGGCUUAUUUUUGUGAUAGAGUCCAAAUUUGCCAAAAUGAUCAUCACUGAAUUUGAGCCCUUCUAUGUUUUUAUAAUAGGUAUUAAUUAAAAUUGCCAAAUUAGCAAUCAUCAAAAUUCUUGACAUACCCUCAUGUUGUCAAAUUUUUCACCUACCAAAAAUCUCCAUUUUGCGAUAGUACAUUAUGAUAUUAUUUUAUUAUGGGUCACUGUAAUGUUUGAAUAUGUUUUAAUUGUACGAUUUUAUGGUUGUAGAGAAAAUCAAUAUUCAAGAUAUAAAUUAUUUUAUUCGGAUUCAAUGUUUUAAUUGUCGACACCAGUAGCAAAGAAUUAACGGUAUAAAAUGUCAAUGUGUCCAUUUGUUGUUUUAUUAAAUACUUCCAUAUAAAUGAAAAGUAUUUUUGUUAGAAAAUAAUGUUCUUGCUGUGUACAUUCAUUACCAUUAAGCUGACAUUCAACAUGGAAAUGUUUGAAACUAAAUGUUUUAUUGUCCACAUACAAAUAUGUAUAUAAUUUAAGCACUGUACAUCUGAUCUGAAAAGUGAUAGGGGGUAUUGUCUCAUUGCUCUGGGUUUUUUUUGGAAUUUUAGUCGCAUGCUCAGUAAAGAACCCUAACUGUUGGUUUUUAGAUAUAUGACUGGGGGUCUCUGCUAAGGCCGCUAACUGUUGGUUUUUAGAUAUAUGGCUGGGGGUCUCUGCUACAGAGGGCUCCAAGAAGCACUUGCAAUGUCUGUGAUAUUUUAAAAUUAAAGCACAUUUUACAUCAGAUCUGCUUUUAGAAAAUAUUACAUUGAGAUUAUAUGUCUAUUUUUAUCAUUGUGGAUGUAUAGUAUUUAGAUGAUAUGUCAUAAUUAAUCUGAUGUAUUUUAUAACAAUUUUCUCUUUUUCAAUUUCUGUGAGCAGGUGAGAGUACAGAAAUUAUAUUUUUUUUUCCUGUGGAAAAGUAAGGGUUGAGAUUCAGUAUUGAUACAUAAAAAAGUAAACUGUAUGCCUUCAUUUUAGAUACUUGCACUGGUAUGUCUGUUUGUAAUGGACUGCAUUAUUAAUUCAAAUUUUUCAUCAUAGGGCAAUUUCAUAUUCAAUAAAUAUUUUAUGACAUCAAG
Messenger RNA from Ostrea edulis (European flat oyster), 5172 nucleotides. RefSeq names its product tripeptidyl-peptidase 2-like. The record is from RefSeq and is a predicted model, not a curated record. The transcript is spliced from 27 exons. Bases 20 to 3769 code for a protein of 1249 amino acids. NCBI's taxonomy places the organism in Eukaryota, Metazoa, Mollusca, Bivalvia, Ostreida, Ostreidae. Gene Ontology annotation, biological process: proteolysis. Gene Ontology annotation, molecular function: tripeptidyl-peptidase activity; serine-type endopeptidase activity. Gene Ontology annotation, cellular component: cytosol.